AUGGCGUUGAGUGCAAGAACCGCUUCGCGAGCACUACGAUCUGCAAAGGCACGCCCAUUUGCUUCAGUGCAUGCCUGCAGCUACUCUUCAUCCUCUGAGCCAGACCUCAAGGAGACUUUCAAGAAGGUCCUUCCAGCCAAGCGCGAACUUUUGAAGAAGGUCAAGGCACAUGCAGAUAAGAAGCUCGGCGAUGUCAAGGUUGAGAAUGCCUUGGACUUCAGAGGUCUCAAAGCUAUGGUCUGGGAAGGAUCGGUUCUUGACGCGAACGAGGGAAUCCGCUUCCAUGGAAAGACAAUCAAGGACUGCCAAAAAGAGCUUCCCAAGGGUACCUCUGGCACUGAAAUGUUGCCAGAGGCCAUGUUCUGGCUGUUGCUCACAGGAGAGGUUCCUUCGGUAGCACAGACUCGUGCUCUCUCACGGGAACUGGCCGAGAAGGCUGCCAUCCCGAAGUUUGUGGAGAAGAUGCUGGAUGACUUCCCAAAGGAUCUCCACCCAAUGACACAAUUCGCCUGCGCCGUCUCCGCACUUAACUAUGAGUCCAAGUUUGCAAAGGCGUAUGAGAAGGGUAUCAACAAGGCUGACUACUGGGAGCCCACCUUCGAUGACAGCAUCAGCCUGCUCGCGAAGCUCCCUACUAUCGCCGCCAAAAUCUACCAGAACGCAUACCGCGGUGGAGGUGCGCUCCCCGCCGAGGUAGAUGUCGAGCAAGAUUGGGCCUACAACUUUGCUGCCAUGUUGGGCAAAUCUGGCAAGGAGAAUGAGGGAUUCCAAGAUCUUCUCCGUCUGUAUCUCGCUCUACACGGCGACCACGAGGGCGGUAACGUGUCUGCACAUGCAACCCACUUGGUUGGCUCUGCGCUCAGCGAUCCCUUCCUCAGUUACAGUGCCGGCCUUCAGGGUCUGGCUGGACCCCUCCACGGCCUCGCGGCCCAAGAGGUGCUUCGCUUCAUCAUCGACAUGCAAAAGUCGGUUGGCGAAAAGUUCAGCGAGAGCGACGUGAAGAACUACCUCUGGAGCGUGCUCAAGUCUGGGCGUGUCAUCCCUGGAUACGGUCACGCGGUGCUGAGGAAGCCCGAUCCCCGCUUCGAGGCACUGAUGGACUUUGCCAAUGCCCGCCCUGACAUUGCGGCCAACCCGGUUUACCAGCUUGUCAAGAAGAACUCCGAGGUCGCUCCGGGUACAAAGAACCCCUUCCCCAACGUCGACUCGUCUUCGGGUGUUCUCUUCCACCACUACGGAUUCAAGGAGACACUCUACUACACGGCAACCUUUGGUGUCAGCCGCGGUCUCGGUCCUCUUGCACAGCUCAUCUGGGACAGGGCACUGGGUCUGCCUAUUGAGCGCCCCAAGUCCAUCAACCUCCAGGGUAUCUUGAACCAGGUUGGUGCAUAG
Messenger RNA from Plenodomus lingam JN3, 1392 nucleotides. The record is from RefSeq and is a predicted model, not a curated record. Lineage: Eukaryota; Fungi; Ascomycota; Dothideomycetes; Pleosporales; Leptosphaeriaceae.